AUCGGAGGCGUGGCUCUAUAAUUCUAAUUAGCGCGCACCAACAGAAAAGGCUGCUCUUGCUGGCAUUGGUAACUGGUUUUUCUCGAGCCAGGGAGCCUUUUGCGCAGGGAUUGCCGAUUGACUAGAAUAUGUCAGUGUCCAGCCUGUUCACUUCUGCCCUGCAUGUGGUAGUGAAUGACGUCACACUCCACGAGAGGGAAUUCCCGCUAUCUCCCUGGCAACGUGCGGACUCAGUUGGGGAAGGUGAUGGCGAGACGAGGACUCCUGUGUGCCAGAAACAUGCCUCUGGUAGCUACUGGGAGAUUAUUACACACACAAUUAUGAGCCAGUUCUGCAUGAAGGGAUGUACAGUCUGGACCUGAGUGAGAGUCAACUGAGACAAGAGGAGGUGGGGCUGGUCUGGAGACUGUGUCCUCGCCUCAAGAGACUAGACAUUGGAGUCAGGAGAGGCACUCGGGACUCACUAUCAACCACAGCUCUGGCGCAGUUGCUGUCUCACUUGCCGUCCCUCCUCUCCCUCAACCUCCAGUCCUGCUCCCUCCUGAAUGACGCCACUCUCCUCCCUCUCUCCUCCUCCUCCCCCUACCUCACCUCCCUCACUCUCUCCGGCUGCUCUCUUGUCUCUGACCCCAGUCUCCUGGCCAUAGCCUCAAGACUAUCAUACCUCCAGGCACUAGGCCUCGCUUACACACAGGUGUCUUCAGUUGGUCUUACUGCCUUGGCUAAAGGAGUCUGUGCCAAGGUUCUAAAGGAGUUGGACAUGAGUCACUGUGAGAGGGUGAGAGAUGACGGAGUCCUGUGUCUCCUCUCCCACUGUCCCUCUCUCUCCAUCCUCAUCCUCCAUGGCUGUCCUCUCCUCACCUCCCUCUCCAGAGACAUUGCCAGUCGUGGCCACAAAAUCAAACAAGUCACUUGGACUGUAUACUAACAUAGGGUCCUUUUUUAGUUCGUGUCUUGCAUUGUAGCGCUAUUGAAGGUUACUUUAAAACUACUUGUGACAUCUGCUGAGAGGUCAGUAGGAUAAGACUAUUCUCUGAUCUGUAAAGAUGACAGGACAAAAAGAUGAAGGGAAAUAGCUAGUAUGGCUAGUAGCAUCUUCAUGCAACACUAGGUAGUAUAAAAAGGGAUGGUAUAAAAAGGAACUUGAGGAGGAGGGAUGACUGAUUCAUGCCGUGCAAAGGCACCAUGCACCCGUCGACAGGCUACAUGCCUGUUGCCUGUUUUCUGCAUUCGCGCGGGUUUUGUACACGC
Molecule: messenger RNA, 1251 nt
Organism: Geodia barretti
Lineage: Eukaryota; Metazoa; Porifera; Demospongiae; Tetractinellida; Geodiidae
Source: the annotation of a GenBank genome assembly